This is a messenger RNA of Ruditapes philippinarum (Manila clam), 1697 nucleotides long. Its product is annotated as neuronal acetylcholine receptor subunit alpha-10-like. Bases 69 to 1595 code for a protein of 508 amino acids. Gene Ontology annotation, cellular component: neuron projection; postsynaptic membrane; synapse. NCBI's taxonomy places the organism in Eukaryota, Metazoa, Mollusca, Bivalvia, Venerida, Veneridae. The record is from RefSeq and is a predicted model, not a curated record. The transcript is spliced from 9 exons. Gene Ontology annotation, biological process: chemical synaptic transmission; signal transduction; monoatomic ion transmembrane transport. Gene Ontology annotation, molecular function: transmembrane signaling receptor activity; acetylcholine-gated monoatomic cation-selective channel activity.
AGAUCAUAAGGACUAAUUCAAAAAAGUGUAGAUGGCGUACUACAUUUAAAUAUGUUUCUACCACCAUCAUGUGGCUUUCAGAAUUAAUGAUACUUUUGAUAAUUGGAGUUUUGCGAGCUUGCCAUGGCAACGUAGACCCAACUUCUGACGUCUACAAAUCUGUGCUAGAGAACUACAACCCUGCCCUUAGACCGAAUUGUGGAGAUGGUUCUUCAACACAAGUUAAAAUUGGUAUUGCAGUCAGACAAAUACUAGAACUGGACGAGCCGUCACAGAUUCUCACCACCAACAUCUGGGUCAGACUCUCAUGGAACGAUUGCCGAUUGAAAUGGAACACAACUUCCGGUGUUUCAAGCUUGACUGUCCCUUAUAAACAAAUCUGGACUCCGGACAUUACUCUCUACGACAACGCAGAUAAUGUACUUGGAGGUGCAGAAGACUACAGAGCGUCUAUUUACCCAGAUGGUUCUGUAUACUAUUAUUUUCCGAGCGUAGUUGCUUCCCUUUGUAAAAUGGACGUCACUUACUUUCCGUAUGACACACAGAUAUGUCCAUUGAAGCUUGGCUCGUGGGCUUAUUUCGGUAAUGAGCUCAAUCUGACAUUACGAGAUGGUGAAACUUCUGCGGAUGCAUCUACAUACAAGGAAAAUGGCGAAUGGGAAAUUGCUGGUGCCCCAGCAGUUCGCCACGUCACGUACUAUUCGUGUUGUGUACAUCCUUUCCCUGACGUCACGUUUUACGUAACGCUGAAAAGAAGACCGCGCUUUUAUCUACUGAGUCUAAUGUUUCCGUGUAUAUUAAUGUCGUCAAUGGCUGUUCUUGGGUUUCUUCUUCCGCCCGACUCCGGCGAAAAGGUGUCGCUCGAGAUAACAGUCCUGCUGUCGUUGUCUGUAUUCAUGCUUGUUGUCUCAGAAUCAAUGCCGCCGACGUCAGAAACAUUUCCUUAUAUAGGCCUGUACUUUACAAGCGCCAUGGUACUGGUUUCCUGGUCAUGUUUGAUGACCGUGACGGUACUAAAUCUUCACCACAGGGGAGGUAGCGGACGCCGGUUACCAGCUUGGGUUAGGAAAGUGUUCCUAAAGUGGAUUGCUAGGAUACUGUUCGCGCAACCAUUUCAAAAGGAUGAUGAUGAAAACACAAAUGUAUUUUUUAAACGGAAUAAAGUGGAAGAUUCUAAUGUAUUUUCGGAUGAGGUGAAUAUCACAGACUUGGAAUCAAAAAUCGCGGUUGAUGACGAGUUUUGCAACGAUCAUUUUGUUCCCCGAAACCGUUCCAGACGACACUCUUCGAUAAAGAACAUCCGUCGGAAGUCGAUGUUUGCUGUUCCGUUAGCAAACGCUUUCGUCAUGAACAAUCGGAACAAUCCGAUUUCUACCGAAGAUUCACGAUCAGAAGAGAUGAGGGUUGUGAAGUUACAACUUCAGUGUAUAGAGUCGAUCCAUGAUUAUUUUAACAGACAGAAGCAGUUUGAUGAGGUGGCAGAAGAAUGGCAGAAUCUGGCGAAAGUUCUGGACAGGGUGUUUAUGAUUUUGUUCUUUGUAUUCCAGUUCAGCACAACUGUGUUUAUGAUGGUGAAAGUGUCGGGGGACCACUGACUCUUAAACAAGUGUAAAAUUUACGUACUUUUAUUGUGCAUUGUUAAAAGAUAUUCCGUGUAAGCAGUUCAUUAAACUUUUACAAAUAAAUGUUCUUGAUUA